AUGGAUCUACAAGGCACAAAAGAAGCCCGAGCCCAGGAGGAGGGCGCUGAAGGUCCUCUAGAGGCAUAUGGUGCUGGAGGUGGUCGUUCCAAAGAGUAUCACAAGAACGAGGGGCGAGAUUCUCACAAUCAUGAUGACCGAUCUUCUAUUCAUCCUCUUCGUCGUCGCCGACAGCCCUUCGCCUAUCCCCAUGGAGCUCGACAAUCUGCACCGCCGGUACCAGCUGCUGUCACUCGGCUUCGGGAGCCCUCACCGUCCCCGGAGGCUAUCAGUAUACCCCAAGAGUUGGGACUAGGAUCCCGCGAUCUGCGCCUAUUACGCAAGGCUCGGCGAUCUCCACCGGUUACAAAGAAGACACUCAGCGAGCUUGAUCUGCCCUGUAUCAUGAGCAACAUCAACCUCCGUAUGGACGCCAACUUCGACCGCGACCUGCACUUCAAGCCUGACCUAGACGGAGAGAAGGGCCAACGCAAGCGGAAAGAAGCUGCCGAUUAUUGGGACUCUUUGGCUGCGGAGAUCAGUAUCUACUCUUACCAUGCUGCGACUGCCGAUGCCACCACCGAGGAAGUCGAGUCGAGUGAUGGUACUCGACGCACUUUCGAUCCCCGUUUGCCCGCCCUGUUCGAGACAUUGCAGGACGUCAUCAAGACCCUUGUUCCGGAACGGGAUCAUCCAACUAUAAUGCAGAACCUGGAAGUCCCAUUACUGAUGCAGCAAAUACGCAAAGGCGUUCUCGACAUGCUCACGCUGGCCAAAUGGCUGGCGAAACUUCUGAAAACACAUUGCGCUCCGAUGCGAGAUGAGUGGGCAGAUUCUAUGGUCGAGCAAAUCGAAAAGGGUUCACACUCCCAGGACCCCCGGGAGAUUGUCAACGGCCUGCGAACAUUAUUUUCGAUCCUAGAGGCGAUGAAGUUGGACGUCGCCAACCAUCAGAUCCGAGCAUUCCGCGUUCUCCUCAUCGAAGACACAGUCCCCUUCCUCCAAGAAUACUUCCAAGGCAAGAUGAACCGCGGCGGCUUCCAGGUUGAAACCGCCCGCCACUGGUACCUAUCUGUGCGCGAGCAAGCCCGUCGAGACGAUGCAAAUGCAGAAGCCCAAAAAACAACCCCAAUGCCAGAAACAGAAGACACUCUUAAACCCCUCGAAGCCCUGUUCCGCGGCAUCUCCGCCCAACUCCUCCAAUUCAGUCCGCCCGCCGACUUCCCCGAAACCUUCCUCUUUGACUCCGAGCGCCUCUGGCAACUCCGCUCAACAGUCCAAAACCUAAUCAACCUCGACAUCGCCUGGUACAUCUUCGAGUCCUACGUCAACAAGCACAAGCGGUAUCUCUCCACGCCAGAAGAAACCUACUCCACCUUCCGGUCACGCGUAUGGUCCCUAAUGGAAGACGGCAUGGACCUGGAGAACCGCGUCGCGGGGAACCCAGAAAACAACGACGAAGAUCCCGACCACCGCGGCGGAAAGCGCUGGACGCAAAAUAUGCGCUGUAUUGCACUGGAGAUUGCCCGCUUUGCCUGUGCCGCGCUGCAGCUCGACCCUGUCGUCGCGGACGAGGUCAUUGUUCCCAUCGAGGAAGCACUUGAGUGGCAUCUCUCGAAUGAGUCCGACCUCUUCGUCUUCUUCCAAAAUAGCAUGCGUAGCAAGAUCCUUGCUACCACCCUGGCGGCGGCCCGCAGAUUCUUGCCGCUGUCACCGUUGGCGAUCUGUGAGUCUCAGCGGGCUCCUCUGUCUGCUGCUUUGGGUCCUACCACGCCACAGACUGGGACUGCAGGUGCGUCUGGAUCAGUGAGCACUUCCUCGCUGGUGCUGACACCGCAACAGUCGGAUAUCGAGCGUAUCGGGAUGCGUCUUGCUCAUAUAGGUGUGCUGCAUUGGCGUGUUUGGGCUCCGUUGUUGUACCUCCGGGAUGAGAUUGCAAUGGUGGAGCUUGGGCAGCCAGCAUUGUGCCGCGAACGUCAAUGGCCCGUGCACCGAUCAGCAAUCCACCCUGAAGAAUUCCGAGAUCCCCCUUCCAAAGCCCAUGCAUCCAGCCUAAAAUUGCCGUUACAGGUCUUCCGCACAGCCAGACACGGAAAUCCGGUAUUUACCGUGCUCGUGAUUGUGCUUGUACCGGGAAGUCCAGACCCCGCACCCAAUGCCACCCUUGGCAAGCAAGUACAAACAAACACCCCAAUGCGUCUCACUGCAGCACUGUACUCCCCAACCCACCCUUGGCUUGCAUGUUUGAAAUCAGCACAAUUGCAGCGCCUCGCGCGCGCAACGGGCAUCCAAUCGUCUGGUACGAAGGGUGUUCUCAUUGAGCGCAUUGCAGCGGAGUUGACGUUGCAUUCACGGUCACAGGCGCAGUUGCAGUUGCAGUUGUCGGCUGCCGCGGAUGGUGUUGCAGAGGGUAUCACUAGUAGUCCCAAUGCCAACCCCAGUACUAGUGCUAGUGCCACCACCAGCCUAAGCCAAGAUCGACGGGUCGAUCUGCGGCUGGUGUCGACAAAAACUCGGUCAACCAAAACAAAACCCAAGAUCGGGACCGAGUCGACAGGCUUGUCGAAAUCAAAUCCAGCGCAACCAUGGAGCAUUCUCAGUAUCGAUAUGGGGGGUUCAGAACCUCGCAUUCGCGCAUCUGCGAGUGCCCCGCUCUGGGAUCCCAGGUGUCGGGAUAGAUGCGGCGAACCCUCAACUGCCAGAGUUAACGGCCUGGCACCGACUCGCUGUUUCGGAUAUAUCAAGUUUGAACCUAAUACCCGGGGAUAA
Messenger RNA from Penicillium mononematosum, 2748 nucleotides. RefSeq names its product TCP11 family protein. Gene Ontology annotation, molecular function: nucleic acid binding. Lineage: Eukaryota; Fungi; Ascomycota; Eurotiomycetes; Eurotiales; Aspergillaceae. The record is from RefSeq and is a predicted model, not a curated record. The coding region runs from base 1 to 2748 and encodes 915 amino acids. The transcript has 3 exons.